Dicentrarchus labrax (European seabass) is the source of this 1581-nucleotide messenger RNA. RefSeq names its product glycerol-3-phosphate dehydrogenase 1b (gene gpd1b). NCBI's taxonomy places the organism in Eukaryota, Metazoa, Chordata, Actinopteri, Moronidae. The record is from RefSeq and is a predicted model, not a curated record. Gene Ontology annotation, biological process: carbohydrate metabolic process; glycerol-3-phosphate catabolic process. Gene Ontology annotation, cellular component: glycerol-3-phosphate dehydrogenase (FAD) complex; cytosol. Bases 45 to 1103 code for a protein of 352 amino acids. The transcript has 8 exons. Gene Ontology annotation, molecular function: glycerol-3-phosphate dehydrogenase [NAD(P)+] activity; NAD binding; protein homodimerization activity.
UCUGUUUUCUCACCGGUAGCAGCUCCGUCUGGAAGGUCAAACACAUGAUGGCAGCACCAAAGAAAAUCUGUGUGAUUGGCUCUGGUAACUGGGGCUCUGCCAUUGCCAAGAUUGUGGGUGCAAAUGCUGCCAAGUAUGACAAGUUUAAUACCACAGUGAACAUGUGGGUGUUCGAAGAGAUGGUGAACGACCGUAAACUCACAGAAAUCAUCAACACAGACCAUGAAAAUGUGAAGUAUCUGCCCGGUCACAAGCUGCCCCCCAAUGUGUUGGCUGUUCCAGACUUGGCCGAGUCUGUGAAAGGGGCUGACAUCCUGAUCUUUGUAGUCCCUCACCAGUUCAUUAUGAGGGUGUGCGACACGAUUAAAGACCAUAUCAAAAAGGAUGCUGUGGGAAUGUCUCUCAUCAAGGGUGUCGAUGCGGGUCCAGAGGGUCUGAAGCUGAUCUCGGAGGUCAUCCGAGGGAAGCUGGGCAUCAACAUGACGGUCCUCAUGGGAGCAAACAUUGCCAAUGAGGUCGCUGACGAGAAGUUCUGUGAAACAACCAUCGGGUGCAAAGACAAGACUUACGGGCCCAUGCUGAAAGAGCUGAUGCAGACCACCAACUUCCGUGUGACUGUGGUGGAAGAGUCUGACGUUGUGGAGAUCUGCGGGGCGCUGAAGAACAUUGUAGCAGUGGGAGCCGGUUUCUGUGAUGGCCUGGGAUUCGGCGACAACACCAAGGCAGCAGUGAUUCGUCUCGGCCUGAUGGAGAUGAUCGCCUUCGCCAAGGUCUUCUGCACAAACUGCCCCGUUUCCCCCGCCACCUUCCUGGAGAGCUGCGGCAUCGCUGACCUCAUCACAACCUGCUAUGGUGGACGCAACCGCAAGAUCGGGGAAGCUUUCGCCAAAACAGGCAAAACCAUUGAGCAGUUGGAGAAUGAGCUGCUGAACGGUCAGAAGCUUCAAGGUCCAGCCACUGCAUCCGAGGUCCACCAAGUCUUGAAACAGAAAAACAUGGUGGAAAAGUUUCCUCUCUUCACCGCUGUUUACCAGAUCUGCUUCAACGGCCACCCUGUCACAGAGUUCGUCAACUGUUUGCAGAACCACCCAGAGCACAUGUAAAGGACUGCUGAAUGGGUGGAGGUUGGGAAAGGACUAUUACACUAGAACCACUGUAUUAUCCAGGUGAAUAUAAUAGAGCGGGGGAGGUUAGGUGAAGAGACUGUGCCUAAUCUUGACUAUCUUCAUGUUGGUAUUUCAAACAGAUAAAGAAAUGGAGUUGCCUCUUUUUACCUUGAGUUGCUCUGUUUGACUCCUGUUUUUAACUCAUUUUAAACAUACAUGUCACAGAUUGUUACAUAAAAUCUACCAAGUCUUAAAAGUUAUUUAAAAAAAAAAAAACCCUGACUUGAAUGUUAUAAAAUAUUGCAUAAUUUCUUGGGUAAAAGUGCCUUAACCUGCCUUUUCACUGACAUGUAUGUUUAACAGAAGGGUGUGAAACAAAGCACUGAACAGACGUUGUUGUUCCUCUUCUGGACUUUUAUUAAUAUGUAGCCAAUUACCCUAAAAAGACUUAUUUUGGAAUAAAUUAUUGAACCUU